This is a messenger RNA of Pseudozyma hubeiensis SY62, 1230 nucleotides long. RefSeq names its product NAD binding dehydrogenase. Bases 1 to 1230 code for a protein of 409 amino acids. Gene Ontology annotation, molecular function: nucleotide binding. NCBI's taxonomy places the organism in Eukaryota, Fungi, Basidiomycota, Ustilaginomycetes, Ustilaginales, Ustilaginaceae. The transcript has a single exon. The record is from RefSeq and is a predicted model, not a curated record.
AUGGCGUCGGACACGACGUCUGGUGCCGAUUUUGACCCCCACGCACCCACCGCCAUGGACAAGAUGGAGCCGCCCAAGCCUGGUGCCGACUUCAACGUCGUCAUCAUUGGUGCCGGUAACAUCAAUUUUGGUUCGGACGAAGGUCCGUGGAACCAUUCUUUCCGACUCGAACACAAGCUUGGUCCUCGUCUCAAGGUGACCGCGCUCAUCGACCCUUCCGCUGCUCGUGCCGAGGCGGCGCUCACUGUGAAGCGCAACUCGUUUGUGCUUUCCGCCUACAAGGACACCAUCGUCUACCCCACGUUUGCCGACUACGUCGCCAACGUUUCGCCCGACAAGAGACCCCACGCCAUCUGGGUAGGAAGCCCUCCUGCCUUCCGUGGCCGUGAGCAGCCCGGUCGUGACCUCGAAAAGAAGCUCGUCGAGGCUUUCCCCGACGUUGCCAUCUUCAUCGAGAAGCCCGUCUCGACCGGUCCCGUCGCCGACGCGCUCAAGAUCGCACAGAUGCUCGAAAAGGCCGACAACAUUGUUUCGGUCGGAUACAUGCUCCGAUACCUCAAGGUGGUGCAAAAGAUGAAGCAGAUCCUCGACGAGAACAACCUCAAGGUCAUGGCCACCAACGCGCGAUACAUCAUGGCGUACGAACACACCAACAAGCCUGACUGGUGGGACAAGAGCCGCUCGUGCGGUCCCAUCGUUGAGCAGGCGACCCACUUUUGCGAUCUCUCGCGUUACUUUGGUGGUGAGGUCGAUUUGGCUACUGUCAGCGCGCACUCGCUCGAGUGGUUCGAGCCUGCAGGUGUACUGAGCAAGAUCCCCAUCGACGAAGGCAAGAUUCCUGAGGAUGAGCGUAUUCCCCGAAUCACCUGCGCCAACUGGAAGUACGAAUCUGGUGCCGUGGGCUCGCUCACCCACGCCGUGUCGCUGCAAGGCUUCAAUUACUCGACCGAGCUCGACGUCUUGGCAGACGGUUACAGCUUGCGUCUCGUCGACCCGUACAACGCGCCCGCGCUCUACUUCCGCCGCCCCGGUGAUGACCACGAGGAGGUGGUGCGAUACCAGAACGACGACCCCUUCUUCUCCGAGGUCAGCAACUUGAUCGACAACAUCGAGAAGGGUCAAGGUUCCGCCCCCAUCCUGUCGUCGUACGAGGAUGCGGUCAAGACCUACGCGUUGACUUGGGCUAUCCGUGAGGCUUCGGAGAAGUCGGCCAAGAAGCCUGCCAAUUGA